Messenger RNA from Cyphellophora europaea CBS 101466, 246 nucleotides. RefSeq lists its product as uncharacterized. Gene Ontology annotation, cellular component: membrane. Bases 1 to 246 code for a protein of 81 amino acids. The record is from RefSeq and is a predicted model, not a curated record. Lineage: Eukaryota; Fungi; Ascomycota; Eurotiomycetes; Chaetothyriales; Cyphellophoraceae. The transcript has a single exon.
AUGGCCCGCAACGCCCCUUCCUCUACAGGCGAUGUCCUGCUCUAUUUCAUGGCGAUUUUCCUCCCGCCCGUCUCCGUCUUCCUGAAGCGAGGCUGUGCCGCCGACUUUCUCAUCAACAUCUGCCUGUCAAUCCUCGGCUGGAUCCCCGGUGUCCUUCACGCGUUCUGGAUCAUCUCGAAGUACGGCACUCCUGCGCGCCCGAAGACCACGGUCGCUCCCAACGGGCACAUGACGCAGAAGUACUGA